Messenger RNA from Phaeoacremonium minimum UCRPA7, 921 nucleotides. RefSeq lists its product as hypothetical. NCBI's taxonomy places the organism in Eukaryota, Fungi, Ascomycota, Sordariomycetes, Togniniales, Togniniaceae. The coding region runs from base 1 to 921 and encodes 306 amino acids. The transcript has a single exon. The record is from RefSeq and is a predicted model, not a curated record.
AUGGCUGUAGGAAUACUGGCAUCAGGAGACCCUGUGGGUGUAAGGAGAGGAGAUGAAGACGAUAAGGGCGUGGAAGAAGACAGAGUAGUGGACGAAGAUGAGGACAAACUCUUAGAAAGCGAGCUUGUCGACGUUGUAGUUGGCUGCGACGCUGAUAUUGAUGUGGUUGUCGAUGUCGAUGGGGAUGUCGAUGUUGGCAGCUCGGUAGUGACAGGGAUAGAAGAUGCUGGCUCAGAUAUGGCGCUGCUAGAUGGGAAGAAAGGUAUCACAGUGAGCUCCAAGACAGUUGUCGAGCUUGCUGAUGAGACCAGUGGCGAUGACAGGGUGCGCCCCGAGUCUGUGGUGGUCAGCACUGAUUGGCUUGACGAAAUCUCUGUCGAGCUGUCACCGCUGGACGCAGAGGUCGAUGAGGUAGAUGACUGCGGCGGGACGAAUGUGAUCACAGUAGCGCCGUCCUCGACAGAGGUCGAUGUUGAGGAGCUUUCGGAAGUAGUCGAGGCUGAGGUAGUUGUUGAUAUUAAUGGCCCCAGUGUCAUGGAGCUCAAGAAUGAAUUUGAUGAGAGGGUCGAACUGGAAGAAGAAAUACCGUCAUCACUUGACGUAGGAGAAGAAGAGGUAGAUGUCAAUGUUAUAUCUCCUGAGGGCGCUGAGGCUCCCGGAGUCGAACUUGUCGACUGUGUCUCUUCGGAUGUAGUCGAAAACACCGCGGAAGUUGACGAGUCGCUCAGGGUCGUGCUAGUAAAGCUACUGUUCUGGAAACCAUUUUGUCUGAUCCAUUUUGCCCUCCUUGCCGGGGAGUAUUCCCGAGUGGGUGUCCGCACCCUGAGAGGACCAGCCUCUACUGUUGCCAAUAAAAGCAGAUCUAAGAUGAUGUUUGUGACGCGCAUAAUUGUGUAUGUUGAUAGAGAGAGACUAUGUUGA